Messenger RNA from Adineta ricciae, 1119 nucleotides. Lineage: Eukaryota; Metazoa; Rotifera; Eurotatoria; Adinetida; Adinetidae. The record is from the annotation of a GenBank genome assembly.
AUGAACACAUUACCUGUCGAAAUAGUACAUUGCAUUUUCGAUCAUCUCGAUGCACAAACAAUUCUAUUUUCAAUACGGUGUCUGUCGCGAUCAUUUCGAUCAAUCGUCAAUUCUUAUGAAAGAUUUACAUUGGAUCUAAAAGGAUUAUCUCAACAAGAUUUUCAUCUCCUUUGUCGUUUAAUCAAACCAGAAAACGUUAUUUCAUUAUCACUUUCAAAUGAAUUUAAACAUUCGGAUGAAAUCGUGUCAUUUUGUCCAUAUUCUCGUCAUAAACAAUUUACUCGACUUCGACGUUUAACUCUUGAGAAUAUUGAUGAAGGUCCAUUGAAAUUUCUUCUACGAGAAAGCAACCUUACUUCUCUUACAUCAUUUCCAGUGAAGUUCAGACGCGGCGACGAUAGACUUGCAAAGACAACAGAAGAAUUUCUUGCAUCAAUCAUUACACAACUAAAACUUGAAAAAUUAGAAUUUUUGUCCAAUAUUCAUUACAUAUUACAAUAUUCUCUUCAUUUACAUACACUUAUUCUGAAAAAUGGCUUUGGUCCAUGGUAUCUUACUGAUAUGCCAAAAUCCUAUCUUUCCACUACUUUUUCACAAGUACAACCUCUAACUAUUGAAAACAUGUAUAACGAGAUCGAUACAGUCGAUGAAUUGCUUUCAUUAACAACUUCAUUGAAUUAUUUCAAAAUUAUUUUCACAUGUAAUCAAAUGAAAUCUAUGCCUGAUGGUCAUUAUUGGGAAAUACUAAUUCAAUCGAAACUAACACAAUUAAACAAAUUUGAAUUCUUUUUUGAUCAAUACAAGUCUAGCAAACCCUUAGAAGAACUUGAAUCAAUGAACUCUACAUUUCAAACAUCAUUCUGGGUCGAACAUAAACAAUGGUUUGUUGUCUGUGAAUAUGAAGACACAAGUCUAUUCUAUUAUCGUUUCUAUACUCUACCAAUAUGUACAAGUGAGUUCAAGUGUAACCAAAGCCUAAAACGACUUCCUUCUUCUGCUGUGACUAUGAUGACGGAAAACAAUACAGUUAAAUCGAUUCGUGAAUAUUAUAAUGAAGAAGAAACAAAAAACAGUGAUAAGUUAUCCACGUUUUGUCAAAGCAACGGAUCUAACAAUUAG